Molecule: messenger RNA, 9142 nt
Organism: Osmia bicornis bicornis
Lineage: Eukaryota; Metazoa; Arthropoda; Insecta; Hymenoptera; Megachilidae
Gene: sog
Product: dorsal-ventral patterning protein Sog
Exons: 8
Coding region: 2670-5567 (965 amino acids)
Biological process (GO): multicellular organism development
Molecular function (GO): protein binding
Source: RefSeq, a predicted model, not a curated record
CCACCGCGAUCGAGGUAUCACACACCGGACGACACGGCUUCUCUCGAUUAAUCCCUGUUUUCUCUUCGUUUCUUUCGCUUGUUCGUUGUUGUUGUUGUUCUUGUAUAUGCAUCCCGACACGGCCACGUAACGACACCGUGUUCUCGCGUCGAGGCUAGAACGCGCGCGAACGGGUAUAUCCUAUUCGGCGGUGCAUACGUGUAGGGAUAAAAGUAAGCGUGCGCACUUGCACGAUACACACGGUGGUACAUACAUGGUGCACGUAAACGCGUAUACGCACGAGGCGCACACGUAUACGCGAGCACAAGUCCCGCUGCGGCAGCGUGGUCGGCUAUCCCCAUAAAAGCGACGCACUCGACCGGCCUGCGGACAGUUGUCAUCGUUGGCUACAUCGGCGCAACGUGUUUCUUCUUUGUGCUAGAGAGUAGUUUUUCGAUAGAACCCCUCGGCGGCGAAUCGUUAAACCGCGCGCAUGGAGAAAUAUGAAAUGUCGUGUAGAUGCCGAGCGAAAUUGUACCGAAAACCGUGUCAUGUUCCCGUAAUCGAACGACUGAUUUCGAGAACGAAUAAGAAAACCGUCGACGAUAAGAUCGAAUUCUUUUUUUAAAUUUUUGUUUUCCUUCGCCGGCAGAUAACGCGAGGCGCGAUUAUCUCGAGAUAAUCGCGGCCGAAAUCGACCUUACGUUAGGAUUUCGGCUUACGUUUCCGCGCGGAUUCGAUAGGAAAAUUUCCCUUUCGAGAUCCGAGAACACACGUGGUUGAAAACUAUUAUAAGAGAGAAGAGAAGAACGAGGAGAGGCCGGUAAUACCGAGUUACAAGCGCCAGACAGAGCGACGCUUCCGCGGGCAAAGCCGUGUGUCGUGUCGUGUCGUGUGUCGUGUGUCGUGUGUCGUGUCGUCCUGCCUCCUCUCCUCUAUCUUGUGCCUGUGUUGCCUACAUACGCGGUACAUUCGGAGCAGCGUCCACACUUAUGUUACCGGCAGAGGCACGCUUACGCGUACGAAAGCGAAAAAGCAAUUGGUGGUGGCGCAAGCGCGAAAGCAAAAGCUUUUUCGAGCGAGCCAGCCGGAGAGGACGGAGACGGUGCCGCCGAUGAUCAAAUACAUCAGAUUCAGUGGCGGCACGGACGUAGAGAGCAAGCCGAGUAACAGCUUCCCACCAGUCAGUCAGUCACUCACGAUCGGCUAGUCAGUCACGGCAGUCACGCGGCGAUCGUGUCAGACGCGCACACUGCUCUGUCUCUUGGUUCGCCUUCAAAGAGGCCGGUGAAAAGAAGAGUAGCGAGACCGAAGUAAAACGGUGAGAAAGGAUUUUUAGUGCCAAUCAACGCUAAUUGUAAAUCACGAUCGAACUCUUAGGUGUGGACGUAUAUGUACGUAUACCGAGAGCGGCGGGGAAUAUCGCCACGCAGGCGCGCGAUGCAACGUUCGAGCAAGCCUCGAGAUUUCGCCUCCGAUGAUCAUCUGAUACGAACCGGCAACGUGAAAAGUUAUUACCUCGGUAGAAUUGCAUCUCUAUAGAUCGCAUCUCGAUCGUUUCGAAUCGUUUCGAAUCGUUUCGAAUCGUUUCAGAGUAAAAUUGUCGCGGUGUAACGCAUCGUCCGACCCCGCGAAAGGUGCCGUGUCAGAUGCGUGCCGGCAUUGCACCGCGAGAAAGAGACGGACACCUACGAAUCGUAGGAUAGAAGAAGAGAGAAAGAGAAGUGCCAACCACGCCAGCAGCACUCCGUUUCGUGUCCCUCUCGUCUCUCUCGAAACUCGUCGCUCGUUGUGUACCGCCUUAUAAAACGCGCGCGCAGUAACACGGAACGCGCGACCACGAGAACGUGGAAAGAAGAAGAGGAAGAAGAAGAAGAAGAAGAAGAAGAAGAAGAAGAGCGAGGAACGCUUGCACACACUCGGUAAAACAGAGAAAGAGGAGACAAGAUAGCGAAAAAAAAAUUACGAAAAGAAGAGGAGAGGAAAGAAUAAGCUAUAAGAGAUAAGAGGGAAAGAGAAAGAAAAGAAUAACGAAGCUGCGUGUGUACCUUAGCCUAUUAAGCCGUCGGAUGCGCUCGUUUAACGUGUCUCUCGCGUUAUCUGCAGUAAAUAUUGCGGCUAGCACGGGCUCACCCGCCGGCCCGGUUGAUUGUUUCUAAUCAUUAUCGUACACGUUCGCACGACCUGUCUACGUAUCAUCCAUCGUGGCAGUCGUCGUUGUCAUCGGCUUUUCGUGUGCUCGUUGCCGUUUUACACCCCUUCCUCAAACCCUGUGCCACCUUUCCACGAUCCGUCGCGUUUACACGCUUCGGAGUACUCGAAUAUAUAAGCUGGUGCGAGACGCAUAGUGUUGCAUAGAGAGUGCAGAAAAGAGUUUUGUGCAGUGAACGGUCGUUAAUAGACCAGUGCCGCGGCUGCGAACGGUCGCGAGAGAGACAGACAGGCAGGCGCAUUCGACGAGAGGAACGAGACACUCGGGGGGGAAAAGAGAUAGAAAUAGAAAAAUAAGAGACAGAAGUAGAGAGUAAGUUAAGGUGGAAAAGAGAGGAAGGAAAAGGCGGUAUAUACAUACGUACCGUGUUAAGCAUCGUGCGCGAGUGCCAGAGACGAGACGAGACGAGACAGUGAAUAGAAGACACGUGAGAGCGAGGGAGAAGAUACCGCGAGAGACAGUCAGGAAAACAAGCGAGAUGCAUUUCCACGGUGGUCUCUUGUCGAUCUUGCUUAUCGUCGUUUCUUGCCCUUUGACUCUACGCGCACGUAGGGUCGCGCCCUUGAUCGAAGACGACUGGACAAGAAGACCUCAUCGCGCCGCCGAAUGUACGUUCGGCAAGCAGAUACGGGAAUUGGGCUCCACCUGGUUCGCGGAUUUGGGCCCGCCCUUUGGAGUCAUGUACUGCAUCAAAUGCGAAUGCAUUCCGGUGCAAAAGAAGCGACGCAUCGUGGCGAGGGUCCACUGUCGUAACAUUAAGAACGAAUGCCCGAAACUUACGUGCGACGAACCUGUUCUUCUUCCUGGUCGGUGCUGCAAGUCUUGUCCAGGAGAUUUCAGUACGGACAUAGUGCAGGAUCUGCCAGCGCAGUUGACCUCCGAGGAAGAGGAACGAAGCUUGAAACAUUUUGGAACUCUGUUAACGGGUAGGACGUCACAGGUGUUGCGACGCGACGAACCCAGCCCGACCUCGAUUUACAACAGCGCCUACAACUACGUGGCCACCGGUCGUUUCACUUUCCAUCGCAAAAAUCUCUAUUACUCGUUCUAUCUGUCUACCGCGACGCCUCGACCUCGGAGCAUCCAGUUCGUGGAUGGAUCGGGCAGCAUCCUGGAGGAGCAGAUCGUCGACCCGAUCGGUGGAGUGUAUCAGAACGCGACGGGUAAACUGUGCGGCGUUUGGAGGAGAGUUCCUCGGGAUUACAGGAAGCUGCUCCGCGAGGAACGUUUGCACGUCUCUUUUAUAUGGGAACCGUCGGCCACCCUGACCGGACAGUUGUCUCGUUAUCGCGCCUUAUCCACGGAACAAUACUCUUCGCUGUUGGAACCAACAAUGGGUGUAGAUCGUUCACUGAUGUCCGGCGCAGGGGCUACAGCCAUAGUUUCUGCAUCCUCCGCUUCCGCCCCUUCGAUUCACGUGUCGCUGGUGUUCAACGGCGUUUUCUUACCGAACGACGUGCUCGAGGUGCCAUUGAUCGUGCAGCUGGAGCACGUGGAGAAGGAUUACGUGGUGCUGCGGGAGGAAAUCAUAGUGAAGAAGCCGUCGAACGAGUUGAACUUCGGGGAGGUCCGUAGCGCGCUGUCGGGAGCGGAUCUACGUCUUCUGACGCGCGGCAAGUUAUCCAUCAGUAUAAUGUCCAAGAAGGACCCGCAGGCAAUACGAUUGGCCGGCAUGGUGGGACCCCGCGCUACCUGCGACAUGUAUCAGACGUUGCUGCUGUCGGAAACGCCUUCGGCGGCCUCUGGACUGGCCUGGGCGUUUUUGGACCGCGCUGGCUCGUUGCGUUACGGGGUCCAGUUGAUCGGUCUCGAAGAAGAGAGUCCUCUGGUGACCCUCGUGGACGAAGGCGGCAAACGUCGCACCGAACUGGAGGAUCUAACGCCGUCGUUGGUCGAUGGUCUGGCUAAUGGAUCCUUGGACCGUCCAGGACCUCGUCUUCUAGAGCCUUUGUUCAAUGGUGAAUUGUCGGUUGUUGCAGCUUCUCAUGUAGGCUCCAUGUUGCGAGGCCGUCUUUAUCAGAGACCCGUAGCCGACGCCAAGGACACCACCGCGCCUGUACUGCUUCGAAGAUUGUCCCAGGAACCCGUGCAUCCUGGUCCAGUUGGUCUGGUCUGGGUAGCAGUGGACUUGGACUGUUCUCUCCAUUACGAACUCGAGAUUGCUGGCUUCGCACAGCCAUCUCCCACCUCUGAUACAGAACCGGGAACCUUUCGCCUGUAUUUAGAGACCAUGCCGCUGUUGGCACAGGGCGCACCUGUCGCCAGGAGGCUUCUGGAGGAGUUCACUGGAUAUGUCUUGGAAGGUUCCGUCACUGGACUCUCGCCAGUGGAAUUAUACAGAAUAGAAUCUGGUAUCGGUUUCCUAGAAGUGACCGAUAAACAAGCUGAAAGGAUCCUGAAGGCUCCUUUCAAAGCCAGGGCACCCCUCAACUGUCUCCCCCAUUACGCCGACAACGAUGUUGCCUCUGUGGUCGCGUACAAUCUGCAACCGCCCCGGUCUGACAUCGAAACCGGUGCUUGUUUCCACGAAACUAGGUUCUACGAGGAAGGUACCCAAUGGACCUCGAGCACGGAUCCAUGCUCCAUGUGCCAUUGCUUCCGCGGAUUGGCGCAGUGCGACCCGGUGCCCUGUCCGACCCUCACCUGUCCACAGGGCAAACAACUGAAACCUGCUACCGGCCACUGUUGCCCUAUUUGCGCGGGUCCCGGUAUCAACGUGAACGGUACAGGAAAAAAUGUUAGCUCGGCGACGAGAGGCUGCACCCUGGCCGGUCAGUUCCACUUACCAGGAGCAUCCUGGCACCCAUAUCUGCCACCUGCUGGAUUCGAUACCUGCGCGGUGUGCACAUGCGACCCGGUCACGCUAGAGGUGAAAUGUCCGCGGGUGCAGUGUCCGCCAUUGGACUGCGACGAGAAGAUCGCCUUCAGACCGAGCAAGAAGGCCUGCUGCAGACAGUGCCCGACGACGACGCCCAGUACCGCGAACGCCGGCGUCGCAUCCGGCGAUACGACCCGUCUACCCCGCGACCAAGCUGUACCCUCCACCAGACGCACCCCCGAGGAGAUCCUCGCUUCCGGUGGCUGCAAGUACCCUCUCGGCGGACCGUACGAGAACGGGAUGGAAUGGCACCCACGUGUCCACUCUCACGGGGAGAUGAAAUGCGUCAAGUGCAGGUGCAAGAAUGGCGAGGUGAGAUGCGACAGAAAGCGGUGUCCACGGGCGCUCUGCAAUUCGAUCAGCCAUCAGAUGAAACGCGGUGAGUAUGUUGGGGAGGUGGACGACUGCUGCACGGUGCAGUGUCGUCGGGCGAGGCGUCAUCAUCGCAACAAUCACCACCCGGCCCGGCAUUCCGUGACGCCACGGGAGCUCAGCUGAGUCGAGCCGUCCGAAUGAGCCUCCUUCGAGCUGUCCUGCUUCGUGGAAACGUUCCCGGCCCGUCUUUCUCUCGGUAGUCAUCGGAUACGAGAUCAGUCGUCGAUUCAGAGAAAAAUGGAAGAACCGUAUAGCGUCGAAUAGAGCCAGUCGUAGUUGGUGGUCGUUUCUUUCGCAUCUUGGUCUUAUCAGUCUGAUCCUAAAUUCGUUCGAUCUGCAGUAACCAGCGUAGAAACAGAGGUGGAGAAGAACCGAGAAUGGGGAGAGGAUCUCUUGCGAACAGAAUUUCGCGUUUCUUACAAUUCUUGUAGAUUGGAUCAAAGAAACUGUAUAAGGGGAUCGUGUUUAGGGUUUACGAGCGAUACGCACUGUCCUGGUUGGUAUAGGUUGGCCAGAUAACGAGGCUGUAAAAUUCAAUUUACGCGAGGACAGAAGUUUAACGAGGCUAUCUGGACAGAGACAAGUGUAUCAGGCAUCUCCUCCGUCGACGAUCUGGCUCGUCCAAUUUCAGCUACGACGUCCGGCAACGAUUCCUCGCAUUCCUAUUGCUCGAUACAAUUUAUUAACAUGUCUGAUAAAAAUUGUAAGACACGAGAGUCUAUCGAUACGCGUUAAGCGCAAACGACGUUCCUUCGAAGCCCUCUAUUCGGCAGCAAUAUAGUUGAAACGGAAGAUGGUAAUCAAAGAGUAGUCGUGCGUCUGGAAUGAUCGACGAGUAUCACAGGAAACCAUAAUAAUAAGAAGAACUACUGGUAAUAAUACUGACAAUAAUGUAAUGCGAGCAGAGAGAAAGAGAGAACGUGGAUCGUUCUUGUCGGACGUUAUAUUCUUAGUCUACUGCACGGUCAUUCGGCUAUCAAGUCCAGCACAGAGGAGCGCACCCAUAUAAACCGUCAAACGUUUAUUAAUCAAUUGGCUCUCAUCAACGGAUCAACGGACCGGAAGCCAACCGCUCUCUAUCUUCGACUAACCUCACAUGCAUACACGUACACGACUAUAAUAAAUGAGAAGAGAAAAACGAGGAGAAACGAAUGAGAGAGAGAGAGAGAGAGAGAGAUACAAGCCUGGGGGUUAGAGAGAAGGAAAUUUUAGUCGAGGCGGUAAACGCAGAGCCCUACCGUACCCACCAACCUCACCAAGUUACCCAGCAACCAAAGAAGACUGAAAAACCUCCGAUGGUGGCAUCAGUUAUCAUUGCGCGAAACACGCUAACGUUUACACUAUAUUAUAUUAUAUCAAAUCUAUACUCCGAUGCAACUUAUCAUUGCUACGGAUUAUUAAUAUUAUUAUUAUUAUUAUUAAUAUUAACGAUGUUAACGUUUUACACUUAUCGUAAGUCUCAUGGUUUCAUCGUUCGUCGUUCAUUAUCGUUCAUCGUUGUUUCAUUUCGUCGUCAUAGAAAUCGUCAUUAAUAUUAUUAAUAUCAAUAUUAUUAUUAAUGUUUCUAUUAAUAGUAUAUCGCUGCUAUUAUUAUUAUUUUGUCAUCGCUUGAUGCUAGUGUUAACAGGUUGAAAAACCGCCUGUAAUCUCAUCGAAACGGCUUCGCUCUUCGUUUUAUAAGCCUAUUUGUUCUUUCUUUUUUUUUUUCUUUCUUUUUGUAAGUUAUAAGCUUAUUUAUUGUUAGGUUCUCUAAGUUAUUCAAUGGCGAACUCGUGACUGUAAUUUCGAUGGAGGACUUUGUCGAAUUUACAGAGGAGUAUUUCUGCGUUAAUUUAAACGUAAUGCUUGAAUAGUCGUUGUCAGUGAAUGGGUGUUUAGGUGUGCGUCAGUUUUUUAAACGUGUGUGUUUGUGGAAGUAGCCGAAUCUUUUGAACCACGAAUUUCGCGGUGACCAGUAGAGGAUAGAUCGUGUAAAGGGUGUUUGUGAAACAUGGCCAGACUUCUGCUUUCUUGUCUUUGUCUUUGAAGAAACGUCCUCAAAGUGAGAAAGGAAACGUGUUCUGCCUCGUAACGCAAAAGUUGUUGCAUAACGAGAAAAGAAAUUGUCGUUAAAGUAUUUCAUUUUUGUUUAGAAUUUUACAAAAUUAUAGCGUUAAUCAUUAACCCUGGAAAGCAUCGAGGUUACUAAUUAGAAAAUAUUGAACAUUUCCAAGGAGAGCAUUGGGGAUGAGUGACAGAGGGCUCCAUCUUUUUAGGGUUAAUUAUCAGGAUCUAAUCUUUUUACACAUUGUCAGUCAUCUAAUCUAAGUAUAUGAAACAGUUGUUCGAGCAAGCUUGCGGAAAACGAGCGGUGACUUGAUCACCGAUGAAAGACGAGAAGAAAUCAGGGGUAGCGGUUUUGCGCGUAGCCGUGGCAGCUGGUAGGCCUGCUUGCUUUCAACACUUUCAACGCGAUACUUUUUUUCUUUUGUCCAAUACCGUGAAACUGUAACUGUUUACAUGGUUAACAGGUUCGCGACAAGAAAGUGAACACGAGCAUACUGUGACCUGCUACUGAAAAUCGCUAUUCACGGUUCCUACCUCUGUAAGCAUAAUUUUGAUGGCUGAUUUUGUUAAUACAUUCACUGCAGAUACCAUGGAUUAUCCGAUAUUAAUUUUAUUUAUUUUAUUCAUUUGAUUUUCUAUAUGUUACUCUCGUUAUGCAACAUACACGACGAAGCAGACUCUGCAGGAUAGAAGCCUCAAUAAUUAAAAUUGUCUUCCUUUUCGCAAAAUACCAUCGUUCGAUGGUACUAGAAUAUCCAUGAAAACGUAGUCGAAAUUUCGAAAAGAUUCGAAGUAAUCGUGCCUUAAUCAUCGUGCAUGUACAAGUUAGUCAACGCUGUUAGAGGGUAGCUGUUCACAGUAGAGGCCUUAAUGAUGAUCGAAUUUCGAUAUUUUGUACAUAGACGUAUAUAAUAGACGAUAAGUUAAUGGUUUAUCCAAUAUCAUGAUUAUUCUAAUUAUUAAUAAUAUUUAUAUGUAACUAGUAGCGUCACUUCUUCAUCCGUGGCUCGUCGAACCAAUGAAUUCUUCGACGGCGCUCCUUAUCAAUAUUAAUCUAUUCUUCUAUUUUAAUACUACUGCUAUUACUAUUAUAUUAUCGUCAUUAUAUUAUAAAUAUUAUCUUCACGGUUAUUUAAAGUCAUCCCCCGUUACAACUUGCAUGGUAUAUCCGAUCUUGUUUUAUCAAGAAGGGAAGAGUUUUUAAUAUCGUCCUUUUAAGACACUAUAUCUAAACGUUUACACUGUUGUAAACGUAUGUAAAUUGUUUAAGAAUCGCGAUCUAGUGCCUUAAAAUACUUCAAUUAACAAUGAAAGUAAUUGGCAGUAUUUAACAAACGUUACGCCUCGUAUGAAUUGUGCUAUAAUCGUGAAAUGGAACCAAAAAUGCCUUUCAAAAUGUGUUACACAUGGAUUAAAAUUACAUUUUUUUUUUUAACACGUGAUAAAUCGUGAAAGAGAAUCAAAGAGAAUCAAAGAAAAUCAAAGAGAAGAGGAGCAUGGAAAUCGAACGUUAUUCUGUACUGUGCCAAAACGAUUGUCAAUUAAAUCGUAAUUAAUCAUAAUUGUUGCAACUGUAUUACACGUACGAUUGGAUAUAUGUAUGUGUAUUAUUAUUCAUAUCAUGCAGAUGGAAGGAGAGAGAGAGAGAGAGA